AUGAAGAAUCUCGAGUACAAAAGAAACAGAAGAAAACAAAGAUUGUCUAGUGUAAAUCUUCAAGGAGCAACAGUGUUUUCAAAUGUUUCUGACAAGCCAGCUAAGAUAGUUGGGAUUUUCUGCUUCACUUCUAAUCUAACUCAAGUUAAUGGUGAACCACGUGCACAAGGCAUGCUCUUGCCCUUUUCAUAUAAACUGAUCCAACUCUUGAACAUCAUCAUUCUCACUUUCUUACUAAAAACCCUCUCUCCAUUUAUCAUGAAGAUCAGAAGUUGCAAAAUUUUGGGAGCUGUCUUGGCCUUGGUUGUGGUUCACUUUCUUCUGUUCUCCUUGUACUCUCUCUCCCAUGAACAGAGGUUUUCAGGAGAGACAAGUCUGUCAGUGUCAAGAGAGCUUCUAUCUUCAUCCUUGGCUUCUUUUUCAACAAGUAUAAAUAAGAUAAGUGGAAGCAAGAAACAGAAGAACAAAGUUGUGGAACCGAGCCUGAGGAAAGCACCACCCAGCAUACCAAAUCCUACUCAGAACUAG
Molecule: messenger RNA, 528 nt
Organism: Sphenostylis stenocarpa
Lineage: Eukaryota; Viridiplantae; Streptophyta; Magnoliopsida; Fabales; Fabaceae
Source: the annotation of a GenBank genome assembly